AUGCAUAAGCAGCAGGACUACUAUACCCUUCUGGGGGUUUCGAGGACGGCGUCUAAGGACGGUAUUCGUGAAGCGUACAAGUUAAGGGCGCUUGAACUCCACCCGGACAAGAACCCCGAGGGAGAGGCCGUGUUCAAGUUGGUGCUGAAUGCGUAUCAAGUCCUUGGAUCCCCUACAAAGCGAAUGAAGUACGAUCAAGAAAUGGCAUUACGCGAUGGCCGAAGACCGGCGCCCACGGCCGCAUGGCGCCAAGGACCAAGACCAACGAGGGGCAAAAAUUCAAGCCCAGGAGCACCAAACCCGGCACCCGCCCCAUCCUUUUCCGAUGGUGCUUCUAGAAAGCCUGUUGAUGAGAAUUUAUUUGAGGAUAUUUACAAACAAUACCAAAAAGGAACGUAUGGAGGCUCUGUCCCUAUAGGUAAGGACUACAAGGACGGCUUUCGUGGCGCGGGGGCAAACCAACAGAGUUUUUCAGAAUGGUUCAAGCGAAAACAAGAGGAACUUAGACAAGCUGAAGAAGUUUUCAAGGCAAAGCUAGAUUAUGCGAAGAAACUAGAGGUUGAGGAGAAGCGGCGUGCGGAAGAAUGGCGGAGACUGCAGCAGCAACGGGAGCGAGAGAGGGAGGAAGAGCUCGAACGUGCACGCGCUCAGCGAGAGUGGGAAGGCGAGUUGCUCCGUCGUGAAAAGGAAACAGCCGCACGGAUUCGCAAAGCGGAGGAAGAGAAGGUAAAACUGGAUGCUUACACCGAAGUUCAGAAAAAACAACAAGAGCAUCUGGACGCUCACCUCAGGGAUCUCGCGAUGAUGAAAAAGGAGCUUGAGGAUGAGCGUCGUCGCCUGGCGGCUGAGCGAGAAUUGGCGCGCCAAGAGUCAACGGAUCAGCAAGAAGCACGUCGCGAACGGCAAAAGAAGCGCGAGGAGGAAAUGGCAUUAGAGCUUCAACGCGCGGAAGCUAAGAUAGAGGUGGCUCUCGCCCACCAGGCUGACUACGAGGCGUACGAAAGAGAACGCGAGGAGCAGCGGCUACGGGAUGAAAAUGCACGCAAGCUCGAGGAGGAGUACCGGCGUCAGACAAACCUUCACGAGGAGGAGACUCAGCGACAGUUCAAUGCAGCGCAAGAAGAGGCCCGUCGCAAGGCUUCAGAGGAGCUUGAUGGGAAGCGAAGGGCCAUAUUGGAGCAACUUGUAAAGGAGCGGCAGCGACAUCAAGAUGAUGUGGAGGCAAUGCGGCGGGAGACGGAUCGCAUUGAGGCUGAGAUGCAGGCGAAGCUCGAUGCUUUGAGGAAGGCGAAGAAGUCUGGGAAACCGAUCAACCUGGACGAGUGGAAGUUGUAG
Molecule: messenger RNA, 1335 nt
Organism: Trypanosoma rangeli
Lineage: Eukaryota; Euglenozoa; Kinetoplastea; Trypanosomatida; Trypanosomatidae
Product: putative chaperone protein DNAj
Exons: 1
Coding region: 1-1335 (444 amino acids)
Source: RefSeq, a predicted model, not a curated record